Messenger RNA from Colletotrichum spaethianum, 1659 nucleotides. RefSeq names its product SAGA complex subunit spt3. The record is from RefSeq and is a predicted model, not a curated record. NCBI's taxonomy places the organism in Eukaryota, Fungi, Ascomycota, Sordariomycetes, Glomerellales, Glomerellaceae. The coding region runs from base 1 to 1659 and encodes 552 amino acids. The transcript has 4 exons.
AUGGCGUCCGCGAAGCGAGGCCCAUCGGUCCUGGUGACCGACUCGCGAGAACGGCCUCCGCAGAGGGGCGCUCUCCAGCGACAGAACACCGGCAUAGGUGGUGCUCAGGGCCGACCGGCAAUGCGCUUCAUCUCUGUCGACAACGUCCUGCAGUACGCCUCCGAUAUCCCCUCAGGCCAGCCCCGUGUCGUUCCCACGUCCCAGCGUCCCGCUGGUGGCCUCGCGAACGCCCGACGCGUCAGCGCUGGCCUGCCGAACCUGCAGUCGAGGACGGGACAGCAGAGCAUGCCCUCACGCACGACAAAAAUCAGCGAAAAGCUUGUGCUGCUGCCCGAGACGGACGAGAAGCCCGGAUCCGACGAGGACCUCGACGAGGAGGCGAGCAAGAUGGCGCGCGAGAUUGAAGCCGAGGAGAACCGACCACUGCGCGACGAAGAGCUCGACGUGCUCCGCAAGAGGGGCGGCAUCCGUGGCAAGAGUUACGCCGAGCGGCUGCCCAAGGUCCAGCGCAAGGAGAAGCUGGCGCGGUUGACGGCAUACUGCACAGCGCAAUCAUACAAGAUGAAAUCGACCGCCGAUUUCCUCCGGACCAAGCACGACGCCAAGACGAAGCUCUACGACGACUGUCUUUACGUGGUGUACUCGUUGCCUCUCCUGAACGGCACCGAGGGCUACCGCGUCCGUAGCCGGCCCAUUGUCAAGACGCCCGGAAGCGGCAAGACGGUCCUGGACAUGGAGAUUGAGCGGAGCGAGCAGCGUGACUACCACGAAGGGUACUUUGAGGACGCCGUCGAUAGCGGCAGCCCCAUUAAUGGCAGCCCUAUGAACGGCAACGGCGUCUACGGAGACGAUUCCUCUUCCCCGCGCCAUCACCGCGAGCAGUCCCCGGACGACCCCAACAUCUCGCCCAUGGCGCGGAUUCCGGACGCCAAGUCGUUCGCCGAGAUGUUCCUUUUUUCCUACGGCGUUGUCGUGUUCUGGAACUUCACCGAGCACCAGGAGAAGGACAUCCUUGCGGACCUGACGUUCGCGCAGAACGAGAACGGGCUCUCGUUGCUUACGCGCCCGCUCGAUGAAGAUGACUUCGAGACGGAGGAGUUCCACUUUGAGUACAGCCACGACGUGAAGCGGCCGCGCAUCUUCAACGACAUGAUCACGCUGCUGCCUCGCAGCGACCACAUGGUCAAGCUGACCAUCAGCCACGCUAUCGCGCAGAGCACAAAGCUGUGUCUGUUUGAGGAGCGCAUGAGUGAGACGAUGCUCGACGCGCAGCACGUUCCGAAGCGGCUGGCUCUCACGGGCGAGUUGAACAUGACGAGAACGGAGAUUGUCAAGAUCCUGGGCCGGCUGUUCAAGAGCCGCGUCGAUAUCAACCUAUCCUCAAAUAUCCUCGACGUCCCCAACUUCUUCUGGGACUCGGAACCGACGCUACACCCGCUUUACGUGGCCAUCCGCGAGUACCUCGAAAUCGACCCGCGCAUCAAGGUCCUCAACGAGCGCUGUCGCCUGCUGCCGGGAAGUGUCAAGUGGGAGCUUGAGAAGAGGAACGUCAGCGUCGACGAGCUGAGGCUUUGGAGCCGGAUGCUGAGCGAAGAGGAGGGGGCGGGCUCCGAGGUUGUAGGAAGCCGGAUCGUGGGCAAGACGUUUGCUGGCGUUUGA